Molecule: messenger RNA, 450 nt
Organism: Cylicostephanus goldi
Lineage: Eukaryota; Metazoa; Nematoda; Chromadorea; Rhabditida; Strongylidae
Source: the annotation of a GenBank genome assembly
AUGAAGCUAACUGGUCCAUGUGACAUGAACCUCAAGCGAUUUCCUUUUGAUCAGCAGAAGUGCUUUCUUACAUUUGAAUCGUACAAUUACAACACAGGCGAAGUACGAAUGCAAUGGAAUCAGCCCUAUCCUGUAAUGCUUUUGAAGCCGAUACAAUUGCCAGAUUUCGAGCUCGUCAAUUUUAGUGUCAUAGCUGUCGAGCAGAUGUAUCCAGCAGGGUGGUGGGACGAACUAACUGUCGCAUUUGUGUUCAAAAGGCGCUACGGGUGGUAUAUAUUGCAAGGCUAUAUUCCUACUAUGGUUACUAUUGUGAUUUCGUGGAUCUCUUUCUACUUAGGACCGAGGACUUCUCUAUCUAUGAACAUCACAUCUGUAGAUCUUUUUGCCCAAAUCACUGCUGACUUUUGUAACCUUAUGCCACUUUGUGUAGGAGUCAGUCAAGUUUUUUGA